AUGAACAACAAUCCUAUUGUAUCGCCAAUGCAGCCGGUUGCGCCUCCAGCCAAGAAGAUGAAGGGGUCUGGAGAGAACGUUGAUAGGGAACAUGCCACUGUAAGGAGGCGACGAGAGGAACUGGAUCGACUCAAAGAGAAGCAACAGCAAAAGCGUUCCACGGGUGCCUCGGCAGGAAUCCGCGGGCCAAGAGCAGCAGGCCCACCAAGAGGAGCCCCACCUCCUCCAAGGGUGGCGGUCGGAAAUGGACCACCAUUAGGAGGGCCUCCAAAACAAGCGGCCUCACCCGUCGCGAGGAAGUUGGAGUUUGCUAAAGGGAGAUCGCCCGCGCCUCCCUCCUCUCGAGCCCGCAGUGCUCCUCCCACGAGACCUCCACCUCCUCCUGGCCCACCUCCCAUGGCAAAAGAAGCUCCUGAUUUCACGCCUUCCAAGCAUCUGGCUCCUCCAACACCCUCCAGAGACAGGUCUCCAGGAAGAGCUCCUCCCACCACACCGGCCCGUGGCUUUGCUGCUCGACCGCCACCAACCACAUUCGGCUCAAAACCCAAAGCUGCCCCUGGUGCUCCUCCUAUCAUGCCUGUCACACCAAGAGGAAAACCACCUUCCCCUGUCGUGACACGUCCAGUGGUGGCUCCGGUUCGACCUCCCUCGCCAACAGUUGUCAAUUUGGGUUUACCCAAACCAGAAGCACUCAGCGACGGACCACCGAAGCCGACAAACAUUCAACCAAGGGCUCCAUCUCCGACCGUAAUUAAUUUUGCGCCUGCCCCCAUGCCCAUGGCUGAUGGACCACCAAGGGAUCCGUCUCCAGCAAUGCUGAAUGCAAAACCAGUCAGCGUCCUCGAUGGACCACCCACAGCGCCGGAAAUUGUCACAGUAGGAACAAAGUCAGAAAUUUCAAUGGCAAAUGAUGGACCGCUAAGCCUGGCACCAGAGUUGGUUGUCGAAAAAGAAGACACAGCAUCAAAACCAAUCGUUCCGAUCCAGUCUAGGCGAAACAUGAUUCAAACUCUGGCUCUUGGGGCUGAUACGCCGGCAAAGAUCGUACCUCCAACAUCAGAUAACACGGCAAUUUCAGACAGCCCGGCUGUCGCGGCCCCCGAAAGCAGCUUGUUGCGCCUCGAAAAAGAAGUGCGGGAACAUGAAAAGGCCAAGGCGGAUGCCCUGCGAAGAGUGGCUUUGUUGGAAGAACAGCUGCAGAAAUUCAAAGAAAAAGGAGAUGCCUCGGACCAGCUUGGAACGCUGCUCGCCAUUGCGGAUAGAGACGGAGACGCUUCUGCACUCCAUUGGGCCAGGGCAAGUGCGUCAGGGGAGACACCCAAGGCAAUGUCUCAGACAAGCUUUUUCUCUCCUUUGAGCCCAGGCCUCGCCACGCCCAGGGCUGGCAGCCACAAGCGUGCCCCAACUCCUCGUCCAAAACUAGACAAGGGUGACGGCAACGAACAAUUGGGAGUAGAUUUGUUUGGCGAGGCCGUGAAAUGCACGCCUUUCGAGUUCACGACGGACCUUGCGACCUUCAUAGUCAGGCGACCCCACGAUAUGGCUACUGAGCGUGAACUGUGGUUUACUUCGGGAUAUGCGAAUGCAAAGAAGUAUGCGCGACAGGCGGACGUGAGGAAGCCAUACACGCUGGAAGUGGUUGCUAUUGUCGCGGCCGAUUCGAGUACACUAACUCUCAGCAGCAACAGCGAUGUGCGCCACAACAAUGUCGAGUCCGAUGAAUGGAAAGAGUUUGGAAAUGUUGACAAGAUGUUGAAACCACUCGGAACUGUCACGUACAUUGAUACUGAUGCCGUGGAGAAAGAUUAUUCACUUGAUGAAAUUUACGAAGGUGCUGUAUCCGCAAGAGAGACCUACUGCACUUCUGUCAUGUCGAUGGCCCUCGGUCUAAAAGUGAGAGGACCCGCUGUGAACCAGGCGCCAGCCCCCAGUCCGGUCCCUCUCCCUACCAAGAAACCAGUGCAAACGUCAGAGAUCGGCGUCAACACGGAUGACUUGCCGAUUCCUGCAGCUAGUCAGCCCGGAGCUCCAAAAGCACCCGAAGGAUCUGGGGAACCCAAGCCGGAAAUUCCUCCCUCGAAAGAACCGCAGCCACCUCCACCCGAUAUUGAUGAUGGCCCGGAUACUGUGACGCUAGUCCUCGGUGCUUUUGUUUCAUUGCUGCUGUGGACGGGGAAGACUGCCCUUAUUACCUUCCCCAUGAAGAUCCUGCAGUCUUUGAUAUCUUUGCUUCUGUUCUGUCUCCUGGUUUCUCUCUUUUCCCUGCAAGUAGAGGAUGGAGUGCCAAUGGGGUCGACCCAUUAUUUCAGCAAGGGGGCUCUGUAGGCAUUUUUGGGCGAUACGAUGGAGUUCUCGAUGUUAGCAGGUGCCGUUUAUUGUGGAUUCGAUUCAACGCUGUAGAAAACGGAAAAGUGAAGACAAAAU
Messenger RNA from Seminavis robusta, 2424 nucleotides. NCBI's taxonomy places the organism in Eukaryota, Bacillariophyta, Bacillariophyceae, Naviculales, Naviculaceae. The record is from the annotation of a GenBank genome assembly.